This is a messenger RNA of Dimorphilus gyrociliatus, 791 nucleotides long. NCBI's taxonomy places the organism in Eukaryota, Metazoa, Annelida, Polychaeta, Dinophilidae. The record is from the annotation of a GenBank genome assembly.
AUACCAGUCGCGUUAGUUUCCUGUCUCCAUUUUACACUGCAAGAGCAGACAUUUUCCAAAGAAGCGUUGUAAGGAUGUCGGAAAUUGAGAACGAAGAAGCUUUACUAGGUGAACAUGACGAUGGAGAUGAAGUUCCAGAGGAGUCCUUGACGUUAGAUGAAAACGAAACCUUGGAUAAUGAAGACGAUGUAGAUUACACCUUCGGCGAGGAAGAAAAUGGUGAAGAAAAUGAAACGAAUGAUGGCAAUGAAGAAGAUGGAACGACCGAGGAAUCUGAUUUGGAAACUAUAAAGGCUAGGGUAAAGGAAAUGGAAGAGGAAGCUAAGAAACUUGCCGAAAUGCAAAAUGAAGUGGAAAAACAAAUGAACAUGACAAAUCAGAGCAUCGGUAGUCCAACAGCUAGUAGCACCGAAGAUAAAAUAGAGGCAGACUCUAGAUCAAUAUAUGUUGGAAAUGUGGAUUAUGCAGCAACAGCAGAAGAACUAGAAGCCCACUUUCAUGGUUGCGGGGCUAUUCAACGCGUAACAAUAAUGUGCGACAAAUUUUCCGGCCAUCCAAAAGGUUUUGCUUACAUCGAAUUUGGUGAUAAAGACGCAGUUAACACGGCUCAAGCGCUAGAUGACUCGUUAUUCAGAGGCAGACAAAUAAAAGUUGGCCCAAAGCGAACGAACAAACCAGGAAUGUGUACAACUAAUCGUCCUCCUCGAGGAAUGAGGUUUAGAGGAAGAGGCAGAGGGUUCUUUGGAUUCACCCAAAGACGUCCUUUUAGAGGAGCAGGCAGGUCAGUUUGA